Molecule: messenger RNA, 2832 nt
Organism: Guillardia theta CCMP2712
Lineage: Eukaryota; Cryptophyceae; Pyrenomonadales; Geminigeraceae
Exons: 14
Coding region: 1-2832 (943 amino acids)
Source: RefSeq, a predicted model, not a curated record
AUGAGUCCUCAACCGAUGAACAUGACUCCCUCUGCCGAUCAUAGCGAGCUCUCUCUUCCUGACAACUCCCCUUCCCAUCACGCCAUCGCCCUCCAGUUCUCCUCCCUCAAGCUCCUCUCCGCUCAGCCUCACAUCCCCUAUGAUGCCUCCUCCAGCGACCAGGACUCCCCUAUGUCCGACGUCUCUGAGGACGAGGACGCGAGCUCCUGCCCUGUGCAGCCACGCAAGCCCAUCCCCUCCGCUCAUCGGGGACGUCGCGUCCACCGUCGACUCCUCAGGACCAGGUCGUCCGGGACCCUCAGCCCCAAGCGGACCAUCGCCAAGCCUCGCUUCUACUCCUCCCGGCCUGCGGGGAGGAUAGGCGUCUCCUCCUCGGAGUCCUCCUCGGAGUCAGAGACCUCGCAGUCCGACUCGGACGAGGAGGAGCGGAUGAAGGAGGCGGCAGGGGCCUUCGCGGGAGCAGGCUUCAUGCCGUUGGGGAUGAUGUCGCUCAUGUGCAAGUCAGGGAGCAAGCGGCACUUUGAGCCGCCGGCUCUGCCGACUGCCGCGGACUCGACCGCAAAUUCUGGUCAACCGGCUAUGGUGGUUACCCCCCAGUCACAUUUGAUGGAAAGGUCGACAGGGCGGAGGAUGGAGGGAGCGUAUGAGCAUGCCAUGGCGGCGAUGCGCUUGUCGAGCAUGCAGGACGAGCCGACCAAGGCUCCUCCUCAUGCUCAGCGCGCUGCGCACGUGUUUGCUGUCACCCGCCAUGUCUCCAAAGCUGUCUCUCUGCCGCACUCCAACCAGCUGACGGCUCUACCAUGCUCACUUGAAGCUGAGUUCCCGUCAGUCAACGCCGAAGAAUAUGCUCAGAGCAGGAGGGCUGAGAGAGGAUACGAGGCCUGCCAGGGACGGGCGAUGAACGUCAUGCACGUCUCUUCUGCUGCUGCUUUUCCGCUGAGGAGAGAGACUAGGGAAAGGUUGUCAUCGCACAACCAAGAGCAGCUGUCGCGGAUACAGCAGGAGAAGGAGGAACGGCGAGUGAAGAUGGUGACUGAAGCUCUUCUUGCCAUGGAAGAACCAAGCAGACAGGAGAUGCAGCGCGUUUUGACCCCGAAAGAGAAAGAUCUCAUUGCAUUCUACAACCCCAACCAAGUGGAUUCGAUUGACUCCAAGGGAAUAUGCGCAGAGCUGGCUAACAAGUUCUCCAUCUCUGAGCAGGAGGUCCUGGACAUCUGGCAGAGCAGAAAGCUUGACACCUGGAAGACAAGCGGUACACCCCCGAUGCUAGGAGGAUUUCUCUUUGAGGGAGACAAGGCAUUAGAGAAAGAGCUGACGAGCAAGAACUACAAGAUGAAUGUUCUAACUUCUUCCGAUGACAUAGACAAGGCGGUCAGUCAUAAGCGUGAGCACAAGAAGGAGUUCAAGUAUCCGAAGCAUGUGCUGAUGAACCUGCGAGCUCAACGACUGGUCAGAGUCGUCUGCGACAUGGGUCGACCUCCUUCGCUUGCUUGCCUGCACGUCAGUGUGAUCGAAGCAAGCAAUCUUCCCGUCCCCCAUGGCUUCGCGAACUUCUGGAACGUGGAGAGCAUCAGUCCGUUCGUCAGGGUCAGCCUGGACUUGCACCAAGACGACAGGAUGGAGAGGAGGAGCAUCGACACGUCUGUCAUCACGCAGGAGAAGAUGAGGCCGUUCUCUCGAUCUGCAACCAACCCUCUCUUCUAUCAGACAUGUUGCUUUGAGAACAUCCCUCCCAUCAUCGCCGGCGAAGUUCAGCAUGAGCUGAAGGUUGAAGUCUUCAACAAGGAGAUAUUUCAAGAUUCUCCUCUGGCUGACGUUGUCAUCCCCCUGCAAAGGCUGUGCGACGAAGCGAAUCGACCAGUUGAGCAAUGGCUGACGUUGGCCAGCAAUGAGAUGGUGGAAAGAGAGCCGAGGAUUCUUCUUGUGUUGUGGUUCAACCCGAUGUACACCGAGAAGCGAUCAGAAGAUUUCGGGGAUGUAGUCCCGACGGCGAUGAGAGAGAUUUUUCCCGAUGAUGCUGAUCGUCUCAAUGCUGCUGCUGUGCAGAUGCAGGGAGAGGAGGAACCUUCUCCAGAAGAUUCACAAGACCCACUUGAGAGAGGUGAAAACGUUCACAAGUUGGAGGACAUAGAGCAGCUCGUUGAGCCCCAACACCAAAGACUGGUGGAUGGUCAGGAGGAAGGUAGAGGAGAGCAGGAGGAGAAGGAGGAGGAGAAGGAGGAGGCGAAGGAGGAGGAGGAGGAGGCGAAGGAGGCGAAGGAGGAGAAGGAGGAGGAGGAGGAGGAGGAGGAGGAGAACGAGGAGGAGAAGGAGGAGGAGAAGGAGGAGAAGGACAAGGAGAAGAGUAGGAUGGAAGAGGAGUGGAACAAGAUGGAGGGAGGGGAGAAGGAGAAGGAGGAAACAUGGAGGAAGACAGUGAACGAGCUGAUCAUCACGAGAAAUCACAUGGAAGUUGCGAAACGACUUGAUCUUGCAAGAUGGAUGAGCAGCAAAGAAUGGGAGAAGUUUAUCGGACUUGCUUACUCGCAGCAUGAGACCUCUCUAUCACUCCAGUUUCUUCCUGGAGCCAGAAAGUUCCUCAAGGCUCUUUCUCGCAAUGGCUUCCGUGUCUCGCUCGUCUGUCAGGCCGACGAGGAUCUUGCGGCUUUUAUCAGUGCAAUGCUGAGGAAAACAACCUCCUCCCUCUCAUCCUCCCUUCUCGUGCUCUCCUCCUUCUUCCUUUCUUUCCUGUCCCCGUCUCCUUGUCUUCGUUGGGUUCUCGCCAGGUCUGCGGACUUGGUUGGAGAAGGAAAGGCAGUCGAGGACAAGAACCUGUUCUUCGUGCGAAAGUGA